Molecule: messenger RNA, 2302 nt
Organism: Triticum urartu
Lineage: Eukaryota; Viridiplantae; Streptophyta; Magnoliopsida; Poales; Poaceae
Source: RefSeq, a predicted model, not a curated record
GGGGGGGGGGGGCGCUGCCGGCGCACAUCGCUGAGCGAAGCCCGGUCAGUGCAGGUGGCGGUGGGGCUGCCAUCCUUCCUAGCGGUCCCCUUCAGUGCGGGAUGCAGAGGCCCUUGGGGGUGCGGCGUUUGCACAGGGCGCGUGACAGUAUCAUGGUCGGCGGGCGCUGAUGCAGGCGGCAGUGAUGGCUGCAUUGGCUGCGAGGCCUCGCCCAGUCGUGGAGUGGCGAGGGCGGCGAGCGGCUAGUGCAGGCGUUCAUGGCGGCGGGCGGAUCUGACAUUGCAGUGAGGCAGGCCAUCGUUGGCGGGGUCCGGCUCCUGGCUCUGCGCGGGUCGGCUGCCGUUGUAGCUCCGGUGGCAAUGGUGGCUGGUGGGCAUUAGGGCGGCGUCCUUGGAUGGCGCGGGUUGGUGGCGGUGCAUGCCAGCCGGAUUUGGCGUUUUCUGGUAGGCGAUGCGGCUUGGGGCACUGGCCCGGCGUGGCUGCUGCUUCGAUUGUGGGCGGCGGCGACGAGGCCCUCUCGGAGUGGCGGCUUCCAUUCGCCAAGUCAGCAUCACGGCUACAGGCGGUUUGAGGGGCGGUGUUGGAGAUGCCUUUAUAAAACACAAAUAUGACAUAAUUUUCACAAAUGUUGAGAAAAUAUAUAAAUGUCUCUCGGUAACGCACGAGGCAAUUUCCAAAAAGAACACUACUCCUACAGAAUAGGCUAUGCAGUGCACGAGAGGAAUCAUUCAUGGAGCAGGUGGUGUCUCUGUAUCUGUGUGGUGCUGCCGAUGGUGCUUGCCAUCUGCCACGGCCCCAUCCCAAACCCAAACCUACCUGUACCGACACCAACCUGCUUUCCUCUUCGAGUGCUCUCGCUCACGAACCCCACCGAUCAUCCACCACCUACCAAAUGCAGUCGCUGGCGUUUACCUGACAGACAGACAGCCACGAGUGGGCGCACACAAGCACCACUCCACCAGAGGGACGGAGAACUCCGGCGCUCGAGCUGCCACAGCAAGUAGCAGCGGCCGGCGGCCGAUAUGGCGUCCGCGGCAGGCGACGGGACGAGGCGGAAGACGGCGUGCGUCACCGGAGGGAACGGCUACAUCGCGUCGGCGCUGGUCAAGACGCUGCUGGAGAAAGGGUACGCCGUGAAGACCACCGUCAGAAACCCCGAAUUUAGAGUGGUUUCAUUAGUCUCGGAGGGUGACAUGCACUGUGAUCUGAUCAACGGAUUCCAGAUGACAUGGAGAAGAACUCGCAUCUCAAGGAUCUGCAGGCGCUCGGCCCCUUGGAGGUCCUCCGUGCAGACCUCGUCGAAGAGGGCAGCUUCGACGGCGCCGUCGCCGGCUGCGACUACGCCUUCCUCGUCGCCGCUCCGGUGAACCUCUACGCAGAGGACCCUGAGAGAGACGUGAUCGAGCCGGCCGUGCACGGAACCCUCAACGUGUUGAGGUCGUGCGUGAGAGCGGGCACGGUGAGGCGCGUGGUCCUGACAUCGUCGGCGGCCGCCGUCUCCAGCCGGCCGCUGGAGGGCGACGGCCAUGUCCUGGACGAGGAUUCCUGGUCCGACGUCGAGUUUCUUAGAUCGACAAAGACCGGUGCUUGGGCGUACCCUGUGUCCAAGGUGCUUCUGGAGAAGGCGGCGUGCGCGUUCGCGCUGGAGCAUGGCAUGAGCCUGGUCACUGUGUGCCCCGUCGUCACGGUGGGCGCGGCGCCCGCGGCGAAGGUCAACACCAGCGUGCCCGACAUCCUCUCCCUGCUGUCCGGCGAUGAUGCGAGGAUCAGCAAACUUGAGUUCAUCGAGAGGGUGACCGGCGCGAUCCCGAUGGUCCACAUCGACGACCUCUGCCGCGCCGAGCUGUUCCUCGCCGAGGAAAAGGCGGCGUCGGGGCGGUACAACUGCGGCAGCGUCAACACCACCGUCGUGGGGCUCGCCCGCUUCCUGGCGGCCAAGUACCCGCAAUACAAUGUCAAGACCGACCGGUACGCCGGUCUCACCGAGAAGCCGAGAGUCUGCAUUUCGUCGGCGAAGCUCGUCGGGGAAGGGUUUGAGUUCAUGUAUAAGACCCUGGACGAGAUAUACGACGACGUCGUCGAGUACGGUAGGGCCUUGGGAAUCCUUCCGUGCUAGUAUGAUGGAUGAUCUUAGAAUCAAACGACGCGCUUGCAUGGAAAACAGGCUUAGCCUCCUUUUUUUUACUGGAUAAUAAGCUUAGCCUCCUAUAAAAGUAUAUGAUGAAAUGUGGGUGUUAGUUCAUAUGAAAAGGAUUUGUAAAACAUUAUGAAAAGUGAUAUAUGGAAUUAUGAAGGUUCUCUA